This is a messenger RNA of Alligator sinensis (Chinese alligator), 1785 nucleotides long. It is a transcript of the gene CALHM2, whose product is annotated as calcium homeostasis modulator family member 2. The record is from RefSeq and is a predicted model, not a curated record. Gene Ontology annotation, molecular function: monoatomic cation channel activity. The coding region runs from base 483 to 1442 and encodes 319 amino acids. NCBI's taxonomy places the organism in Eukaryota, Metazoa, Chordata, Crocodylia, Alligatoridae. The transcript has 3 exons.
UGGGCCCAGACAGCAGCUGCCUGCGAGAUGCCUUCUGCUGCCGCUGAGCAGCCUCGCUCCAUUUUGGGGAUGGAUGAUGCAUUUUUUCCACUAACUCAUGUUCAUGCCUCUUUAUUUAAAGGCACAACAUCAGUUCUGACAAGAGAAAGUUCACGGUCGGUCUCUGCCACACAAACCCCACCCCAAGCCUGGGCUUCGACGGCACCCCCCUCCCGCCAGGGAGAAGCCAAUGCAGAGCGGGACGGAGAGGAAGCUGCUGCAGUUGGAUGCUAUUUUUAACGGGUGUGGCAUCGUCUGCAGGCAGUUUAUGAGCCGGAUCUUCACUCCCCCUGCUCCCCCUCUGUGGCAGAGCCAGCUGCACCUGGACCGUGUUUGAACAGCAGGUGGGCAGGUCUGAAAGCAGCUCCCCGCGUCCCCUCAAAUAGCGCGAGGCGAGACGACCCACCUCCCCUUGAAAGCUCUGCUGGAGGGGAGACGACGAGAUGGCCGCCCUCAUCGCUGAGAACUUCCGCUUCUUCUCGCUCUUCUUCAAGAGCAAAGAUGUGAUGAUCUUCAAUGGCCUGGUGGCUCUGGGGACGGUGGGCAGUCAGGAGAUCUUCUCAGUGGUUGCCUUCCACUGCCCCUGCUCCCCAGCCAGGAACUACAUCUAUGGACUGGCUGCCAUCGGCGUCCCGGCCUUGGCCCUCUUCCUCAUCGGCAUCAUCUUGAACAACCACAUGUGGAACCUGGUGGCCGAGUGCCACAAACGGGGCACCAAGAACUUUUCCAGCCCGGCCACCUUCCUGCUCUUCGGCUCCAUCCUGGGGCGGGCGGCGGUGGCCCCCAUCACCUGGUCUGUCAUCUCAUUGCUCCGUGGAGAAGCCUACAUCUGUGCCCUGAGUGAAUUUGUGGCUCCAACGUCUUUGGACAAGUUUCCAGCUGAGUACGGAGCAGAAACCCUGGCCGUGUUCCCUUGUAAAGAGGUGCUGACGAACCUGACUCACUUUAAAGAAGAAGUGAUCAGAAGAUUAAGAUACGAGUCUCAGCUCUUUGGAUGGCUGCUCAUUGGUGUUGUUGCGGUCCUGAUUUUCCUCUCCAAGUGCUUGAAACACUGCUGCUCGCCGCUGAGCUACCGGCAGGAAGACUACUGGGCCCAGUACCGCUCCAACGAGGCCAAGCUCUUCCACCGCACCGCUGAAGUCCACUCCAAGAUCCUGGCUGCCGGUAAUGUCAAGCAGUUCUUCGGCUUCGUGGCUCUGAACAAGGAGGAGAAGGAGCUGGUGGAGGAGUUCCCAGUGGAGGGGGUCCAGCCGAGCCCGCAGUGGAACGCUAUCACGGGGGUCUACAUCUACCGGGAAAACAAGGGCUUCCCACUCUACAGCCGGCUCCAUAAAUGGGCCAAAGGGGUCGAGGGAAAUGGACCAGGGCCUGAUGGCCAGGAAAUGGCCUUCCUAGCCGUCUAAGCAAGCCAGCUGCCCAUGGGAGGAGGGACCAGUUCCCCAUGCUCUGUCACUUUAUACUCAAAACAAUAUAACCAACUCAGGUGCACGGUGACCAGAUACGCUGUGAAUGAUCCUCCAGAUAGGAUUAUUCUUCUUAGACCACAGCAAGCCACAGGGCAUCAACAGCUUCUGGAUAAAGACCAGCUGCACCGUGCUGUGCUGGGGAACCAGACCCUACCUCUCUGGGAUAUGACUGUCACCGCUGCUCCCACAAAGUGGAGCAUAACGCAGACGCAUGCACCUUACCUACCGCCUAGCAAGGCAGCACAGGCAGAAACCUUGGGUCCUGCACAUGCAAGGAUAA